AUGACGUCACCUCCUCCUUCUAAUACUACUUGUACUACAGAGUUCUACAGAGAUAGUGCCACAGAAGAGUUGGUGUGUCGGCACAGAAGUGAUCCUGACAAUUCCCAAUUAUCUGAAGAUGGUGACAUUAUACUGGGGGGAGUCUUCCCUUUCCACGGCAACUGGAAGGACAGACAGGAAACUUACACAAACAAACCACUGCCAGCUGAAUGCACCAGCUCAAUUGCCAGAAGUGUGAGGGUUGCUCUGGCCCUGUCUAAUGACAACAAAGUUGUAUAUGAGACCUUGGAGACUUCCUGCUCCAGACCUGCACAAGUGCAGGCAAUAAUAGGAGAAGCAUCUUCUUCUCCAUGCAUGGCUAUAGCUACUGUUGUUGGACCCUUUCACAUUACACAGAUUAGCCCAUUUGCAACCUGUGCUUGUCUCAGUGAUAAAUCCAAGUACCCAUCCUUCCUCAGAACAAUACCCAGUGACUACUAUCAGAGCAGAGCUCUGGCCCAGCUGGUCAAACACUUUGGUUGGACUUGGGUUGGCGCUAUUAGAAGUAAUAAUGACUAUGGCAAUUAUGGCAUGGCUACAUUCACAGAAACAGCUCAGCAGCUGGGAAUCUGUCUGGAGUAUUCUGUAGCUUUUAUUAGAACUGAUCCACUAAGCAAGCUACAAAACAUAAUUGAAAUUGUGAAGCGUUCCACCUCCAAGGUGAUUGUUGCUUUUCUCUCCAACAUGGAUAUGGAGGUACUAAUUUAUGAGUUGUCUCAGAACAACCUCACUGGGUACCAGUGGAUUGGCACAGAGGCCUGGAUUGUUACUUCUUACAUUGCAGAAAAGGAUCAGUAUCAUAUGCUGGAUGGUGCCAUAGGUCUGUCCAUUCCCAAAGCACAUGUCAGAGGCAUGAAAGAAUUCAUUACAGAUGUGAAGCCGCUGAGUUCACAGAAUAACAACAUGUUAAUAGAGUUCUGGGAAACGUUAUUUAACUGUAAAUUCAAUCAGACAAAUUCAUCACCAGAGAAUCUGAAACAAUGUACAGGACAAGAAGAUUUAACCGGAGUGCAAAACGGCUUCACUGAUAUGUCGCGUAUGCCUAUAUUCAACAAUGUCUAUAAAGGAGUGUAUGCUGUGGCCCAUGCACUUCACAAGAUACUUGACUGCAAGAAAACAUGCAAUCGACUGAUGCAGUUAGAUCCAUUUAUGAUUUUACAGGGUGUGAAAAACAUUACAUUUAAGACAAAGGAAGGAGAUGAAGUUUACUUCAAUGAGGAUGGAGACCCACCAGCAAAAUAUGAAAUUAUAAACUGGCAGCCAACAGAAAAUGGUGUUGUGGACUUUGUCACAGUUGGUCUAUAUGAUGCAUCUUUACCUGCAGACAAACAUCUUAGUCUGCAAAAUAUGACUUUAACCUGGGCACAGAGGUCAUCACAGGUUCCUGUGUCAGUUUGCAGUGAGAAAUGUUUCCCAGGAACUCAUAAGGUUCUCCAGAAAGGAAAGCCUGUCUGCUGCUAUGACUGUUUACGAUGUGCAGAGGGAGAAAUAAGCAACACCACAGACUCGAUCACCUGUGUGCAAUGUCCACCUGAAUUUUGGUCAAAUGACAGAAGAGACGUGUGUGUAAAGAAGGAGGCAGAGUUUCUAUCCUAUGAAGAAAUGAUGGGAGCACUGCUCACUGCAGCAUCUUUAUGUGGAACAUUCAUGACUGCUGUUGUAGCCUUCAUUUUCUUCACAUACAGGAAAACCCCUAUUGUCAGGGCCAACAACUCUGAGCUGAGCUUCUUGCUGCUCUUCUCCCUGACUCUGUGCUUCCUGUGUUCUCUGACCUUCAUGGGUCGACCCUCUGAGUGGUCCUGCAUGCUGAGACACACAGCAUUUGGCAUCACCUUUGUUCUCUGUAUGUCUUGUGUUUUGGGGAAAACAGUGGUGGUAUUAAUGGCCUUCAGAGCUUCACUUCCAGGCAGUAAUGUGAUCAGAUGUUUUGGAUCAACACAGCAGAGACUCAGUGUUCUGGUUUUCACUCUCAUACAGGUUGUAAUAUGUGUCCUGUGGUUAACAAUUUCUCCUCCUUUCCCAUUUAAGAAUUUGAAGGUAGUCAAAGAUAGAAUCAUCUUAGAAUGUGCUCUGGGCUCACCUGUAGGAUUCUGGGCUGUACUUGGCUACAUAGGUUUAUUGGCUGUGUUCUGUUUCAUUCUUGCUUUUCUUGCUCGGAAACUGCCCGAUAACUUUAAUGAGGCCAAGUUCAUCACCUUCAGCAUGUUAAUAUUCUGUGCAGUGUGGCUCACCUUUAUUCCAGCUUAUGUCAGCUCUCCUGGAAAGUUCAGUGUUGCUGUGGAGAUAUUUGCUAUUCUGGCAUCUAGUUUUGGACUGUUGAUAUGUAUUUUUGUUUCAAAAUGUUACAUUAUGUUACUAAGACCUGAGAAGAACACAAAAAAAUGUAUGAUUCGAAAUAAGUUAACAAUCUAAUAUCAUGUUCAUUACUAAUGUUACAAAAACUUUGGUAAUGGGAAAUAACAUCUAAUACAAUGUAAUAUACUAUAACAUUAGCAUAUACUGUAUGUAUAAAGUAUGUAGUGCACAAGAGGAUGUAACAGUAAAAGCAAGGAUUUCCAAUGUACUGUAACAUUACAAUGUUUUUGCAAUGAUAAACUUUUACAGCACAAGAGGGCAAUAAACCCAAUAGAGACCAAUGAUUGAAGUGCUCCAUUUGUAGUGUGUUGUGUGAUUGUCAAUAUUCUACAUUAUAUUUCUUACAGUAUUUUAGUUGGGCCUCCUAAAAAUGUAAAUAAAUUUAGCUUAAAAGUUUCACAAAGAUAAGACAAGAGAACUGUAAGGUUUUGUUUUAUUUCCCGUUUUUAUUCUGAAGGACUCUGUUUUCACUCGUCAUGUUUGUUUUCCUGUUUUAUUUUGUAGUACGCUCGGUUUCGGUUUCCCUCUGGUUAUUUCCUGCUUCACGUUCUGGUUGUCAUUACUCACACCUGUCCUGUAUUAAUCAUUAGUCACCUGGGUAUUUAACCACCACCAGUAACCACAGUGAUCCGCCAGAUUGUCGAGUCUCAGUACCACAUUCCAGCGUUCCUAGUAUUGCUACCUUGUUUCUUGAUCACGUCCGUUACUGAUCGCCGAUUCCUGCCUGUCCCUUGACUGUACCUUCGCCUGGAUCUAG
Messenger RNA from Betta splendens (Siamese fighting fish), 3151 nucleotides. RefSeq names its product extracellular calcium-sensing receptor-like. NCBI's taxonomy places the organism in Eukaryota, Metazoa, Chordata, Actinopteri, Anabantiformes, Osphronemidae. Gene Ontology annotation, biological process: G protein-coupled receptor signaling pathway. The coding region runs from base 1 to 2451 and encodes 816 amino acids. Gene Ontology annotation, molecular function: G protein-coupled receptor activity. Gene Ontology annotation, cellular component: membrane. The transcript is spliced from 7 exons. The record is from RefSeq and is a predicted model, not a curated record.